Molecule: messenger RNA, 751 nt
Organism: Solanum stenotomum
Lineage: Eukaryota; Viridiplantae; Streptophyta; Magnoliopsida; Solanales; Solanaceae
Product: ferredoxin, root R-B2-like
Exons: 2
Coding region: 111-563 (150 amino acids)
Biological process (GO): electron transport chain
Cellular component (GO): plastid
Molecular function (GO): electron transfer activity; 2 iron, 2 sulfur cluster binding
Source: RefSeq, a predicted model, not a curated record
CAAAUAUAUUUUGUGAGCACACUCUGUAGCACUAUUUAUUUGGUCUUUUAUUGAUUAAAUUCUGCAAUUUUUUUCAAGUUCAAAAUUCAGAUCUUCUACUUCAGUAUAACAUGUCGAGUAUAACCCUUCCUUCAUCUUCCUUGCUCAAGGUUGGACCAUCAAUAAAAUCGUCCGUCUUUACCAAACCACUCUGUUCAUUGAGUUCCAUAAAGAGUAUUUCCAAAGCAUUUGGAUUAAAGUAUUCGCCCUCGUUCAAAGUCAGUGCAAUGGCAGCAUACAAAGUAAAACUCAUAAGUCCUGAUGGCAAGGAGAAUGAAAUUGAAGUCUCUGAUGAUCAAUACAUCCUCGAUGCAGCAGAGGAAGCUGGUUUAGAGCUGCCUUAUUCGUGCAGGGCCGGCUCGUGCUGCACUUGUGCAGCACAGUUGGUUUCGGGUUCAGUUGAUCAAUCCGAAGGUGCAUUCCUGGACGAUGAUCAGAUGGAGAAAGGUUAUUUGCUGACCUGCAUUUCGUACCCGAAAUCGGACUGUGUGAUUUACACACACAAAGAGGAAGAAGUUCAUUGAAUUUUUUGUUUGAUCAGUUAACUCAUUCUGUGUCUUUUAAAGGGAAAUAGAAAAAACUUGUUUCAGAAAAGGGGAAUAGGAAAAUAAGAAACAGAGUUAUUCUGUACUUUCCACUUGUAUUGCUUUCUUGAAAAUGCAUUUAAAUUUGGAUGAUAUUGGUUUAAAUUUAUAUUGUUGGUUAAUUGUAA